Molecule: messenger RNA, 1510 nt
Organism: Pyricularia oryzae 70-15
Lineage: Eukaryota; Fungi; Ascomycota; Sordariomycetes; Magnaporthales; Pyriculariaceae
Product: enoyl-CoA hydratase/isomerase
Exons: 5
Coding region: 495-1292 (265 amino acids)
Biological process (GO): fatty acid beta-oxidation
Cellular component (GO): mitochondrion
Molecular function (GO): enoyl-CoA hydratase activity
Source: RefSeq, a predicted model, not a curated record
CCAGGAUGGUCUGUAGACGAUGAAGAUGGCGAAACUAGAGACUUGCCGCGCUGCUUCUUAAUAGUGAACUUUCAUGACGUUGAGCAGCCCAUGCUCCUUCCAGAUUCGUUCUCGGAACCAAUGCACUUGGCUUGGCCUGUUCAACCAUGGAUGCGAUAGUUAGUUGCUUUCCUUUGUUCCCACGUCAAAGAUUGCAUGGUAUUCCGCGGGAUCGCCAUCCGCCGGUCGGGCCCAAUCCGUGUGCUGUCCUUUUGGCUGCUUCGGAACAUCCAGUCGGGGCACCACUUGUGCCACACGGACCUUCGUGACUUCCCCGCCCGGGUAGGUAUGUUUGUGACAUCCAUCUGCAUCGCUCUAGCCACGUUGGACCUUUUAGGUGAUCGGAUUGCACAUCAACGACGGUUCAAGAUAAUAUCGAGCCGACGGAGCUUGCCACAACAACAACCCUUUUGAAUUUACCCACCACUUCUCGACUCCAACCCCGCGCGCGAACCAUGACAAUCACGGAAGCAGAUCUGGUGCUGAGCGGCACACCUAGUCCCGGAGUUCUAGUCCUGCAGUUGAAUCGGCCAGACAAGAGGAAUGCUCUUUCGCAGAGUCUUAUCAAUCAAUUGCUGGGCAAACUUCGUGAUGCAUCGGUAGACGAAACGGUCAAGGCGGUCGUGGUGACAGGCAGUGCGACUUUCUUUUGCGCUGGUGCCGAUAUCAAGGAGAUAUCGGCUCUUGACGGAGAGGGCGCGAGAAAGUGCAGGUAUCUCGAGGAUCUGUGCCAUGGAUUUUCGUCGUUUAGGAAACCCAUUUUUGCUGCCGUGGAAGGGAUGGCUCUCGGCGGGGGGUUCGAAGUUGCUCUCGCUUGCGAUCUGAUCUUUGCUUCUGAAAGCGCAAAUUUUGGGCUCCCAGAGGUUAAGAUCGGCUUGAUUCCAGGGGCCGGUGGCACCCAACGCUUGACAAACUCCAUGGGAAAGUACCUGGCGAUGCGCAUGAUAUUGUUUGGAGCAACAAUCACGAGCCAAGAAGCACUCCAUCACGGCUUGGUCGCAGAGAUCUUCCCUGCUGGAUCGGUGCUGGAGGGCGCCGUUGCCAAGGCCGCACAGGUUGCUGGCCUCAGCUCCACGGCGGUGCAAUUGGCCAAAGAGGCCAUCUGCCGGAGCGAUAACCUGGGCAGGGACGACGAGUUCGAGCGAAGUUUGUACUAUUUCUCGUACGGGACGGCGCACAAGCGGGAGGGCAUUGCUGCCUUUCUUGAGAAGCGCGCCCCUGACUGGCGUGAGGCCCCUCAGGGUUCACCCUAGACGGCUGCUGUGUACUGGUUGAAAUGUGUGUAUUGCAUCAGGCAUGUAAUAUGGAUGGAAUUUGACGAAUGCUCAUGGGUGGUGUUUUUUUUUUUUUUUUUUUUUUCUCUCAGGGCCGCCAAGGAUCGAGGGCUGAGAGAGUCGGUGCUCCCCCGUCUGUCGGCCUGCUGUAGUCAGGUUUGACUUUGUUUAGUCAUCAUCAGGUUGGAGAACAAUGA